ACACGAAAGCGGACCACAACAAGUUAUCAUCUUUUUUCCCCCCUGAAGCAAGUGCACAGGCUGUUAUUCUGUGACAUCGUUCAAUCUGAGUUUCGCAAACCCUAAUUAGCGAAACGACUCAUCCGAAGUUUUUAGGCUUAAUCAAAUCGCCAAUCGUCAACAAAGGUUAGAGUUUGAAUUGAAGUAGUCACCAUGAGAUUAGUAAAAGGAAGUAAAGUGGAGAUCCUUGUCAAUACUCAUGUACUUGGAGUGGAAUGGCAUGGUGCCCGUAUUGUUUCCGGUAACGGGCACACUUAUGAAGUUGAGUAUGACUCUUCUAGUGCGACCGAUAAGGCUCUUUCGACGAGAGUUCCAAGGAAAGCUAUUAGACCAUGCCCCCCUGCUAUGGAAAAUAUUGGGAGUUGGAGAGUUAAUGAUAUUGUGGAAGUAUGGAAUGCUGGCUGUUGGAAAGAAGCUACUGUAUUGAAGUACAUAACUGGAGAAUUCUUUUUGGUAAGGUUGAAAGGAUCUUGCACAGAGCUGAAGGUCCACGAAGAUAACAUGAGGAUAUGCCAAUCAUGGCUAAAUGGUCAAUGGAUCAUAAGUCCAAAGGGACCAACCAAGUCAGGAGUUGUGAAUUUCAGCCGGAAUUUAAUUUCAAACAACUAUAAGGCGAUGCCCGAAGUUCAGCACACUAAAGAUGUUUGGUCACCAGGAUUGGAUGCCAGCUGUCUCCAUCAACCCUCACCUUCAACAUUGAAAAGAAUGCUGUCUCAUGGCUCACUUCAUAUUGAGGAAUAUCCCAGAAAAAAGAGGGUUGUUGUGACUAUGGGUGAGUCUAAAAGACUCAAAGCGGUAUCCACUGCUCCAUUGCUAGAAAAGGUAGAUGCUAUUGCAUACCCACAUAAUAAUAUGGGUGAAAACUACAUGCAUGUUUCCUUUCCUAAUCAAUUAUAUGAAACGAAGAAACCUUGUAAUGUUACAACACACUUUCCUGAAUCCAUUGAAAAACUAGAUUAUUCUUAUAGUAAUCUAAGUUCAGUUGGCAGCUGUAGUGUAAUAAGCGGUAGUGCAAAUGAGUUUUAUGGUGUUACAUUAGCAGGUGCUUGCCAAGAUGAUGAAGACACCCUUCGCAGUGAUGCAGAAUCUCUAAAUGUUGAGGAUAUGGAAGAGUCUUAUGGUGAUAUGUUUCCAGAUCCACGCCCAAGGGACGAAUGUACCAUAUCCACUGAUGAAGCAGAAUCACUAGAUGUGGACGAAGAAUGCGCCAUUCUUCCAAAAGAGGUUGUAGAAGAAAGAAUCCAUAGGUUAGAGUUGAAUGCUUAUAACUGUACCUUAGAGGCAAUGUAUGCUUCUGGCCCUUUAAGUUGGGAAAAGGAAGAAUUAUUGACUAAUCUUCGUAUUUCACUCAAUAUCUCAAACGAUGAACACUUGAGCGGGAUAAAGUACUUAGUUUCGGCUGAUCAGAAUUUUUAAAUGUUUACUUAGGGUAGAUAGGGUAGAUUGCCGUGCAAUUGUUCAUUUUUGAAAAUUAUGUACAAUAUUCUUAGGUUCUGAACAAGAUAACAUUUUUUUUCCGAUUCAUCACUUUCUCCUAUUCAUUCUGCUCUAGAAUUAUGAUGCCACACUCAAUAUGAUCAUAUCAAUUAUAUAGUUACAAUACUCUUUAUUUUGCUUAUCCUUUUUUUUGGAUUUUGGGAUAUCUUGUUUGUUGUCUUUUUUUCCACCAUUUGAUAAUUUUCCACCAUUUGAUUAUUGAUGAAUCAAAAUCAUUUUCCAGGGCUAGUGUACGAGGCUUGCAUGCCUUGCUUCCAAUGGCUAAAUAUGAUGCUAGGUUUGACUCUUUUUCUCUCUGCAAAUUAAUUGGUGACAUCUACCAAUAAUUAUCUCAGAGAUAAGAAAUUUCUGACCUCUGUUUGUUAUGAUUGUUUAUGUGCUUUCCAAUAAUAUUGGAUCUCUCAGGCAUGCUUAGUAGAACUCACAGUUGCCAUGUCAUGGCCAGAACAUGAACUUACUUAAAAGCUGCAGUGCAGGCACAACCCUCGUAUGGAUGAUCUUCUAAAGCAUUAUUCAGAUAAGGGUAGUCUAUUUUAUUUAUUUGCAUGCCAUGUGAACUAUCUUCAUGUGACUUGAAUACUCUAUCCCACUAGCUGAAAAACAAGUUAUGUUAGGAUGUUACAAUGUUUUAAUUCUAGGGUAGUGAUUGGCGCCAUGUCUUCAUGUCUUGUCAUGUGGUCUCCCUGGUAUUCGAUGGUGUUAUCUCUUUAGUAAAAACUGUACUGCUAUGCAUUGUCAUGUGGUCACCCUGGUAUUUGAUAGUGUCGUCGCUUUUGGAAAACAUGUUUGGAGGCUUGCAUGCCUUGUUUACAAUGGCUAAAUACGAUGCUAGGUUUGCCUCAUUUUCUCUUUGCAAAUUAAUUGGUGACACCUACCAAUCAUUCUCAGAGGUAAAAAUUUCUGACCUCUCUUUGUUAUAACUGUUUUUGUGUUUUCCAAUGGUAUGGAUAUCUCAAGUGUGCUUAGAACUCACUUGUCAUGCCCUGGCCAGAACAUGAACUUGCUCAAUAGCUGCAAACACAGCCCUCGUACUGAUGAUCUUAUACAUUUGUUCAGAUUAGGGUAGUCUAUUUUAUUUAUCUGCAUGCCAUGUGUGGAUUAUCUUCAUGUGACUUGAAUACUCUAUCCCACCAGUUGAAACGAAAUUUAUGCCAGUGUUACAAUGUGUUAAUACUAGGGUUGUUAAUUGUGCCACUAUUGUCAUGCAGUCUUCUUGGAUUUGACCGUGUCACUUCGUUGGUACAAAAAUGUACUGUUACUUUGCAGACUAGUAAAUACCUUCUCUUGUUUCUUCCUGGUUUUGUGUUCGGUUUUGUUGUGUCCUCUGCUCUUCUUUUGGGUUUGUCACUGAAUACCCCAAACCCCCACUUUUUUUUCUUUGGUAUUCAUUUAUCACACAUUCACAGGGUGCCAUUAUCUCCUGAUUUAAAUACUGAUUAUUAUUUUGUGUGUGUGCGCGCGGUGUGUGUGUGUUUUCUUUCAGGAAGGACACUCUUGAAUUUGAAUUGGCUGCUUUGAGACAGAGCAUAGUUUUAAUCACUGACCUAAUCGAGGGUAGCUUCAUUUUAUAGUUUUUGUCUCUAAUUGAUUUUGUUGUUUAUGUUAGAGUUAUGACUUACGAGUACAUAUACUAAUUUCGGAUUAAGUUGGUUGAUAAUUGUGCUAACCUUGCAACUUACCUUAGUAGACGUAUUUUUAACUGCCAAUUAUUUGUAAUGCUAGCAUGUAUCUAACUAUCUAUGAUAAUAUUAAUGUACAACCUCAUCUUGUCAAUUCGAAAGCUUAAAUAUAUAGCUAUGUUUUUGGUU
Messenger RNA from Trifolium pratense (red clover), 3344 nucleotides. RefSeq lists its product as uncharacterized. The transcript has 3 exons. Lineage: Eukaryota; Viridiplantae; Streptophyta; Magnoliopsida; Fabales; Fabaceae. The record is from RefSeq and is a predicted model, not a curated record. The coding region runs from base 193 to 1455 and encodes 420 amino acids.